This is a messenger RNA of Mytilinidion resinicola, 2285 nucleotides long. RefSeq lists its product as uncharacterized. Gene Ontology annotation, molecular function: metal ion binding; DNA binding. The record is from RefSeq and is a predicted model, not a curated record. Bases 194 to 2182 code for a protein of 662 amino acids. Gene Ontology annotation, biological process: DNA repair. The transcript is spliced from 7 exons. Lineage: Eukaryota; Fungi; Ascomycota; Dothideomycetes; Mytilinidiales; Mytilinidiaceae.
CUGCAUCUUCCUCGUGCAACUCCCAGGAUCUGAUUCCCAAAUCCCAGGCUGCUGGAGCCCUUUGCCCUGCCGCAUCUUAGUUUAGCUCCAUGUCCGUCCGCGGCUCGCCGUCGACCUUGAAGCACUCCCGCGCCCGCAUCGUGAACCACCACACUGGCAUGACGGCCCCGAGACCCGCCAGAUACUUGCAGUCAUGACCUCGGGCAGGUCCCUGGGCGGAGGACGAGUGCUUGGGAGCGGAAGAAACCUGUCGCCAGCCGUCUCCCCGCAGCCACGUCCACACCACAAUCGGAAUACCAGCCUACUUUCACCCUCCGAGAGCUCCGUGUCGUUAAGCUCGCAGACCUCGAAUAGCCCUGCUACCACUACAGACACACAGGAUAUCACCUCAAAGGUCGCCUUGGAGAAUGCGGAACCCUCGACGGCGGCGUCCGCGAGCUCGCGGCUUGUAUGCCCAAUAUGCAACGAAGAGAUGAUGACACUACUGCAGCUGAAUAGGCACAUAGACGAUGUACACCAAAACCUAGAGGAGAUCGAACAGGAUGAGGUCAAGACAUGGUUCAAGACUCAGAUGGUCAAGGCAAAGAAGUUCCAGCCUCUCGCCGUGCUCAACCAGAAGCUGAAAGGCCUCGACGUGUUCGAAUCAAACGAUGAGCCUACGCCACUUCCCAACCCCACCAGCGGCGUUACGACCCCCGAGCCGCUCCCACCGAGACGAGACCCCGACGAAGAAGUUACCAGAGCACAUUGGCAACGGCCGGGAUAUAGGGAUGUCUGUUCGGACCCAACUUGUGGACGUCCCGUGGGUGGCUCCACCCUCGGCGGAGGGAAUGGAAGCGUGAACUGCAGAAAGUGUGGAAAGAUAUUCUGCGAGGACCAUACUAUGUACCAAAUGAAGUUGUCACGGUCGGCGAAGCAUCAGCCUGUUGGAGGGUUCUGGUGUAGGGUUUGCGAGACUUGCUAUAAGUCACGAGAGGGGUACAACGACCACAAUGGAUUUGAAAGAAACCAUUUUGAAGACUUUGCCAGCAUACGGCGUAAAACUGUGGACAAGGAGUAUCUGGAAGUUAGUCGCUUAGAAAAACGGCUCACGAAGCUUACGCAGUUACUGGCAAAUCCGCCCCCGGACCAAAGCUCUGGAGGUGGGAGCUUGCUGUGGCCUUUAUCUGGGGCGAAAGCCCAGCAAAAGCUCCUCGAACAAACUGUCAUCACAUGGGAAGAGGAUGCGAAAGUAUCGAAUUGCCCCUUUUGCCAACAAGAAUUUUCCAGUUACACAUUUAGAAGGCAUCAUUGUCGACUAUGUGGUCGAGUUGUCUGUGGUGAUGCUCGGACUGGAUGCUCUUCGGAACUCGGGUUGAACGUAGCUGCUAAUCCUAACAGAAAUUCAGAGAAGGGCGCUUCACAAGUUAGUGUGGAUGUCAGAAUGUGCAAAGACUGCAAACACACUCUUUUCAGCAAGAGUGACUUUGCCAGGGAGCUUGCACGCACGCCGCCAGAUCAACGAGCCUACGAGAAUUUAGCACAGUUUGAAAGAGGAAUUCGGCUUCUGUUGCCGAGGUUCCAAAAGCUACUAGUAGCAUUGCAGGAUCCCGAUAAGCCGCCUUCAGCUGUUCAGCUCCACGAUGCCACCAAGGUCCGCAAACGACUCAUGGACGCCUUCGGCCAGUUCGAUACUGCUGCACGUAGGAUACGAGAUCUUCCUACAGAAUCUAGCACCCAGCAGCGCUUACAAAAGGCCGUAUAUCAGCAGGCAUACAACUUCUUGUCGCUCCAUAUGCUCCCUCUCCGCACUCUUCCAAAGAUCCUGAAACACGCCGCACCACACGGCAACCCUAAUGGGAAGGGCUUGCCUAGUCUUGCUCUUAAUGGGAGACCAUCUGGUGGCGCCCUUGCUGCCAUCAAAUAUAACGACAUCGAUACCGGCAGCAUACGGAGCAGCAGUAGUGCUGUCUCCGCCAUGGAAGCCGAGGAGAAGGAGCUCCGGGAGCGAUUGAUAGUCCUCGAAGAGCAAAAGUUUUUCGUUUCUGAAAUGAUCGCGGACGCAAAUAAGCAUCGAAAAUUUGACGAGGUCGCAAGUCUGGCCUCAAACGUAGAAGAUUUGAGUAAGGAGAUUGAUCAGAUCAACAAUCAACUCAAUCAGCUGGAUUUUGCGGCAGCAUACCAGCGAGACGUGCAAUGGUAGUCAGAAGCAAGCCCAUUCGAUGACUUGCAAAGUCGAGUUAUCUAUAUCAAUAUGAAAGGUACUCCGCUCUACUCGACAGUCGCUAAGAUUGAUGCGGACAAAG